AUGGUUGCAGAAAUGCAAGCAGAGGGUCCGCUGGUAAAGAGAUGCGUCUACGAGGACGUGGUGCCGGCGCUGAAGACCUGGAAGGCCGCCGGAAAGAGGCUCGUCAUUUACUCCUCCGGCAGCGUGGCGGCCCAGAAGCUCCUCUUCACCCACUCCGUCUGCGGGGAUGUUCUGCAUCUGUUCGACGGGCACUUCGACACCGGCGUGGGGCCCAAAGUGGAGAGCGAGAGCUACUCGACCAUCCUGCGUCGGCUGCGCUGCGACCCGGCGAGAGUUCUCUUCGUCACCGACCUUGCUAAAGAGGCGUGGGCAGCGCGGGCGGCGGGCGUGCACGUGGUGGUCUCCGUGCGCGAGGGGACGGCGCCCCUGAGCGCGGAGGACGAGGCCACCUUCCCCACCGUCACCUCCUUCGCACAGCUCCUGCAGGCCCCGGCGAAGAAGGCGAGGUCGGGGGGCGAGGAGGAGGCGAGGGCGAGGGAGGACGAGAGCGAGCAGGAAGGAAGUGGAGACGAAGGAGAAGGAGAAGAAGAAGAGAAAGACGGGAGUGAAGGAAGAGAAGAGAAGGACAAGGAUUAGAAAAUGGAAUGAAAGGAGGGUGAAAAGAAAUCCGAUUAGCGAAGGUCGAUGGGCAGGGCGGCGGUGGGGGGGGGGGAGUCUCGCGGCUCUGGAGGAAAGGAAGUCUGCGGAGGAAGCAGGCUGAACGUUGUGCUGAAGUCUCUUAAGAUGAAAUCCUGUUAAAUACUCCCAAAGAGGUAGGUAAAUUCUCAGGAAUACUGGGAAACAGUCAACAAAUUGACAAUAAAUUAAUUGCAUAAUAAAAGAGACCAGCAAUCAUGGCAAGUCGGUUUAGAAGGUAAGUAAUAGGAACAAAAACAAAUAAUACGAAAAGCGAAAGAAUAGGAAGGAAAAAGGACUGAAACCAGGAAUACCCAGUCGGUAAAGAAUCAGGCGAAGAGAAAUAGAAUGGAGAAUGACGACCUAGUCAACUUUACCUCGCCAUCAUGUAUUUCCUUCUGUCUGUCUGCCUGCCUGUCUAUCUGUCUGUUUGAAUACUGCCAAUUCUCCAUUAACCGUCCUUCACUUAAAGGAAGUCUUCUUGCACAUUGGCUUUUAGUGUUGCUUAGUACCUGUUGCUAUGUCUCACUCCUUGCUGUAUGUAAAGGUCAGUUUAAAUGUGAUGUACAACGAUACCCUUGAGGACAAUAAAAACGAAAGGAUA
Penaeus indicus is the source of this 1219-nucleotide messenger RNA. Its product is annotated as enolase-phosphatase E1-like. Gene Ontology annotation, molecular function: magnesium ion binding; acireductone synthase activity. The record is from RefSeq and is a predicted model, not a curated record. The transcript is spliced from 4 exons. NCBI's taxonomy places the organism in Eukaryota, Metazoa, Arthropoda, Malacostraca, Decapoda, Penaeidae. Bases 1 to 576 code for a protein of 191 amino acids.